Messenger RNA from Entrophospora sp. SA101, 1152 nucleotides. The record is from the annotation of a GenBank genome assembly. NCBI's taxonomy places the organism in Eukaryota, Fungi, Glomeromycota, Glomeromycetes, Entrophosporales, Entrophosporaceae.
AUGCUUUCAAAAUUAUAUAGAAAAUCAACAUCUCAAACGAUUUUUUUGUCAUUACCAUUAAAAUUAAAAAAAAAAUCAUUAUUUUAUAUUUUACCAAGACCUUCAAAUUGCACUCUUUAUCAUCAACAAAAUCAAAUGUAUUCAUCAUAUAAUAAAAAAAAAUUAUCGAUUUUGGAUCAAAAUAUUCAAAGAUUACAAGAAAAAAUAUCAACUUCUGAUAAACAAAAUAUUUCAAAGACGGAAUAUAUUCCGUUUUCAAAUAUUGAUGACUAUGAAAGUAUAUAUCGAUCAAUUACUUCUUCAAAUAAAAUUUCAUUAUUGGGAAAAAGAAAUAACGAUGAAGAAAAUGAAAUUUUAUCGGAAUCCAUAACAAAACCAGAGUCAUCAUCUUCAACAUUAAUAAUAACAAAAAGAAAUAAUCCAGAAGAUAUCAUCAAUCAAUCAUCCAUUGAUUUUGAUCAGAUUUUCAAUCUAAAAACAACUAUAAAGAAAAAAUCUUUAAAAGAAGAAGAUGAAAAUUAUUUAUUAAACCAAAAUAAGACAAUAAUAAAGAACAAUGAUGCAAUGUUCAAAAAUCUAUAUGAUCCAGAGAUUAUAAAAAGACUGGAAAAGAAAUCUGCACUGUCACCAGAUCUUAUAAUAUAUGAUCACCUUUUAAAUCAUUAUUCAAAUAUCGGAAAUCUAGAUCGAGCGAUUGAAAUUUUUGAUCAAAUUGAAAAAAAUGGAUUUGUGCCAACAUUAUACAGUUACGCGAAUUUAAUUAAAGCUUAUGCAUAUCAUAGAAGAAUCAAUGAUGUAUUUGAAGUUUUCAAUAAAUUAAAGAUGGGGAAUUUGAUACCAAAUCAGGAAAAAAACGCAGAAAAAGCCUUUGAUUUAUACAAAGAAAUGUUAGAACAAGGACUAAAACUUACUGGAAUUACAUAUAAUUCAUUAAUUGAUGCUUGUUCGAAACGAAAAGAUAUCUUUUUUUAUAAAGAAAAAAAUUAUAUACAAUUUGAAUACAAAAAGGCAUUUGAUUUAGUUCAAGAAAUGAAAGAACAUGGAUGCUCGCCUGAUCUGAUUACAUAUAAUUCUUUAAUGUAUGCAUGUGCUAUAAAUAAAGAUUUAAAAUUAGCUAGGAAUUUAUUUAUAUCAAUAAUUCAAAGCACCUGA